This is a messenger RNA of Anas platyrhynchos (mallard), 1201 nucleotides long. It is a transcript of the gene POU2AF3, whose product is annotated as POU class 2 homeobox associating factor 3. NCBI's taxonomy places the organism in Eukaryota, Metazoa, Chordata, Aves, Anseriformes, Anatidae. Gene Ontology annotation, molecular function: POU domain binding; DNA binding. The record is from RefSeq and is a predicted model, not a curated record.
UAAAACCAUAAUAUUGGCCCGGCCACCGCCUGCCAUCGCCGCGGGGCCAGCGGGGUCCUGCGCCCCCCAACCCCGAGCCCGCCGCCCGCAGCCCCCUGGCCCCGCUGCGGGGCCGGGGUUGGGGUCUGGGCCGCCGCCGCCGGGGGUCUCCCGGGGGGUGCCCCCUCCACCACCUCUCGCCAUGUCCGGAAAGCCCAAGGUGUACCAAGGCGUGCGAGUAAAGAUAACAGUCAAGGAGUUACUGCAGCAGAGGAGGGCGCGACAGGCGGCCAGCAGUGCGACAGUCUCGUGGGGCAGCAGCAGCAUCCAGUUCUCGGAGUCUGUGUCUCCUCCUCACCCAGUGCCUUUCGAUGCAGAACCCAUCUCCUCUGCUCCCAACUGCUGCCCAUCCUGGCAGUUUUCCAACUGCCCCUCCUGCGAGGAAAGCCCGAGCUACCUGGAGCAGCUGGUGGACUCCUGCCUUCAGACAGAGGCAACCUUAGAGCCAGCCCUCGGCGCUCUCCAGACGCCCUCGCACUACAUCUCGGACUCCUUCCAGCCUGUCCCGCUCUGCUUCAACCAGGGCCUGGCUGCCGGACCCCCGAGCUUGGCUGACCUGCCCAGCCCUCUCACCUCCAGCUGCUCUCCUCCUCAGCUGCCUCCUUUCACCCCGCUGACCCACAGCCCACCCUCUGCUCUGGACACCCCGACCCACGGCUACCCGGCAGAGGAGUGGCCCUGCCACCCCCCGUCCCCGUACGCCGCCCCUGCCUGCUGCUGCACAGCCUGCGGCCCCCAGCACGCCGACACCAGGGGCCCACAGAUCUUCUCCUGCCCCAGCACGGACUGCCUGGACUGCCUCCCGCCCGUGCCCGAUGACUUCUUCCGACGGGACAGGAGCUGGGACGUCUGCUACAGCUAAUGGGAACGGGGCCUCGCGCUUCUGCCCUGCCCCAAGCAGACGAAUUGCCCACGAACUCUGCGAAGCUGCAGGGCCUCGCACGGUCCAACCCACCCGUCACUACUCACACAUCUUCCACACGAUGUUGCCACUACAUUAGUCCUCCUGUCUUCCAUGGGCAGGCACAAUUUUUAUUUUUUUUUUAUCUUGUUUCCCUUGUUUUGUUUUUAGGAGAUCCCAAGCUGCCUUGCCAAACACGUGUCAUUAAGCCAGCUCGUUUAGUACAAAUAAAUCAUUUGGUACUCACACUGAAUCCCACUC